Dipodomys ordii (Ord's kangaroo rat) is the source of this 3006-nucleotide messenger RNA. RefSeq names its product adenosine monophosphate deaminase 3 (gene Ampd3). Gene Ontology annotation, cellular component: cytosol. Gene Ontology annotation, biological process: AMP metabolic process; IMP salvage. The transcript is spliced from 15 exons. Gene Ontology annotation, molecular function: AMP deaminase activity. Bases 533 to 2863 code for a protein of 776 amino acids. NCBI's taxonomy places the organism in Eukaryota, Metazoa, Chordata, Mammalia, Rodentia, Heteromyidae. The record is from RefSeq and is a predicted model, not a curated record.
CAGAAGCCAAGCAAAUGGAUUACCAAAACAACUGGUGGUCAGGUUAAGGCUUAAGUGGGACUCACACUGGAAGCAGCAGAGGUGAUGGUAUUGCUGGGCUGGGCUUGGCUUUCAGGAGCUGGGUGUUGGAGGGUGGGAUGGCUUAUCUCUGUGGCUCCCAGGAUAGCCCAGUGUGCUGCUGCUGCUGCUCCUGCUCUUCUGGCCAGCAGUGCUGCUUUAGUUUCUUCUGAGGCCUGAGAGCAAGGCCAGGACAUGGUGUUCAGGAUACCACAGCCAUUUUGCCUUGGAUAACCAGCAUCACCUGGGGCAUUAGGACUCUUGGAAAUUUUCCACUUGUGUUUCAUAGUCAUGGGAGAAUUUCCAGCCAAGACUUUUCCUGCUCACGGAUAGGCAAAGCAGAGACCUCCCACCCCAGCUGCAGCAGCAGGCGGGACCCAGCUAGCUGCUCUUACACUGACUCAGCUCAGCCUCCUGGGCAGCAGGCAGUAUCUGGCUGGAGCAGGUCGUCUGUGUGGCAAUCUCAGGAGUCGUCAUGGAGCCUCCAGCGCCAGGCUCAGCCGAAAUGCCACGCCAAUUCCCCAAGCUGAGCAUCUCAGAAGUGGAUGAGCAAGUUCGACUCCUGGCGGAGAAAGUAUUUGCUAAAGUGCUCAGAGAGGAGGACAGCAAAGAUGCCCUCUCCCUCUUCACCGUGCCUGAGGACUGUCCCAUUGGGCAGAAGGAAGCCAAGGAGCGGGAGCUGCAGAAGGAACUGGCUGAGCAGAAGUCUGUGGAAACUGCUAAAAGAAAGAAAAGUUUCAAAAUGAUCCGGUCUCAGUCCCUGUCUCUGCAAAUGCCGGUGCAGCAAGACUGGAAGGGUCCCCCAGUGGCCAGCCCGGCCCUGUCUCCUGCUGCCCCUGUCCCCGGAGCCACUUCCCAGAUCACACCAGCGCCCUACGCUAUGCCUGAGUAUCAGCGGGUCACCAUCAGUGGAGAUUACUGUGCUGGGAUUACUGUGGAGGACUAUGAGCAGGCGGCCAAGAGCCUGGCCAAGGCCCUGGUGAUCCGGGAGAAGUAUGCACGCCUUGCUUACCAUCGCUUCCCCAGGACCACAGCCCAGUACCUGGGUCAUCGGCGAGCUGACCCUGCCCUCCCAGAAGAAGUCCUCCCAGACUUCCACCCUCCACCUCAGCCCCAGGAAGACCCUUACUGCCUGGAGGGUGCACCCCCCAACUUGGGCUACCUGGUCCGAAUGCAGGAGGGCAUCCUCUUUGUGUAUGACAAUGAGAAGAUGCUGGAGCGCCAGGAGCCCCACAGCCUCCCCUACCCCGACCUGGAGACCUACACUGUGGACAUGAGCCACAUCCUGGCGCUCAUCACAGAUGGCCCCACGAAAACCUAUUGUCACCGGCGAUUGAACUUUCUAGAAUCCAAGUUCAGCCUUCAUGAGAUGUUAAAUGAAAUGUCUGAGUUCAAAGAGUUGAAAAGUAACCCUCACCGAGACUUCUACAAUGUGAGAAAGGUGGACACGCACAUCCACGCAGCAGCCUGCAUGAACCAGAAGCACUUGCUGCGUUUCAUCAAACACACAUACCAGACGGAGCCCGACAGGACUGUGGCUAAGAAGCUAGGCCGGAAGAUCACGCUUCGGCAGGUGUUUGACAGCCUGCACAUGGACCCCUACGACCUCACUGUGGAUUCACUGGACGUCCACGCAGGUCGGCAGACAUUCCAUCGAUUUGACAAGUUCAACUCCAAAUACAACCCUGUGGGGGCCAGUGAGCUGCGUGACUUGUAUUUGAAGACUGAAAACUACCUAGGCGGAGAGUACUUUGCUCGAAUGGUCAAGGAGGUGGCCCGGGAGCUAGAAGAGAGCAAGUACCAGUACUCAGAGCCACGCCUUUCCAUCUAUGGCCGAAGUCCCGAAGAAUGGCCCAACCUAGCCCGAUGGUUUAUCCAGCACAAGGUCUACUCACCCAACAUGCGCUGGAUCAUCCAGGUGCCCCGGAUCUAUGACAUAUUUAGGUCAAAGAAGCUACUGCCAAACUUUGGGAAGAUGCUGGAGAACAUCUUUCUGCCUCUUUUCAAGGCCACAAUCAACCCCCAAGAUCACCGGGAGCUUCACCUGUUCCUCAAAUACGUAACAGGGUUCGACAGCGUGGAUGAUGAGUCUAAGCACAGUGACCACAUGUUCUCAGAAAAGAGCCCCAGCCCAGACAUCUGGACCAGCGAGCAGAACCCCCCGUACAGCUACUACCUGUACUACAUGUAUGCCAACAUCAUGGUGCUCAACAACCUCCGCAGAGAGCGAGGCCUGAGCACAUUUCUGUUCCGGCCUCACUGUGGGGAGGCUGGCUCCAUCACCCACCUGGUAUCUGCCUUCCUAACUGCUGACAACAUUUCCCAUGGACUACUCCUCAAGAAGAGUCCGGUAUUGCAGUAUCUCUACUACCUUGCUCAGAUCCCCAUUGCCAUGUCUCCUCUUAGCAACAACAGCCUAUUCCUGGAAUAUUCUAAGAACCCUCUUCGGGAAUUCCUGCACAAGGGACUGCACGUUUCUCUCUCCACCGACGACCCCAUGCAGUUCCACUACACCAAGGAAGCACUGAUGGAGGAAUAUGCCAUUGCAGCACAAGUAUGGAAGCUGAGCACGUGUGACCUGUGUGAGAUUGCCAGGAACAGUGUGCUGCAGAGCGGCCUCUCACAUCAGGAAAAACAGAAGUUUUUGGGAGAGAACUAUUAUAAAGAAGGACCUGAAGGAAACGACAUCCGAAAGACAAAUGUGGCUCAGAUUCGGAUGGCAUUCCGAUACGAGACUUUAUGCAAUGAGCUUAGCUUCCUGUCUGAUGCCAUGAAAUCUGAAGAGAUCACAGCCCUGACCAAAUAGGUCCAUCAUUCAACAUGCACAUUCACUUUUUGGUUUAAUUUCAGGUCUGUGGGGGCUAGUGGACAAGAUACCAAGAUAGGACUUUCUCUGUGAAGAGAAGCCUCUGAAGAAGUUUCUAACUUGUGAUUUGCACUGCUCACUUU